GAAUUUCCUAUACCAUACUAGUGUACUGUACUAGUCUACGCACGCAAAUUAAAACGUGUUGACACCAAUGGCCUUCCAUAGUGCAUUACAUUACAGAACAUGGCACACCAUCUGCGCCGUUUGGAUUGAGAACCGUCACUGGGACAAGGUUUAAUGAGGAUUUGGCAGUGGAGUUAGUUUGUUGGUUUGCUCCCAGUACACUUGCUCAGUAUGGAAACCCAAUAGGAGGGAGUUUUUCUGUGCGCUAUGGUCAGCUGAAGCACGGCGGCUAAAAAUAAUCAUCCUGCACUGUCCUACGUGUGAUUGCAAUAUCCACUGAUCCACUGCGGUCUCCAACUCACUUCCAGCUCUGGGAAUGAAACCCUGCUGAGACGACCAUCUUCUAGAUCUUUGGCCAGCCAGGCAGUAUGGCCUUGUCAUUCUGCGGGAACGAUCUCAAUGACUCCUACAGCAUCAACAAGGGAGUCCUGAAUAACGGCUGCUUCGUGGAUGCGCUCAACCUUGUUCCACAUGUCUUCUUACUCUUCAUUACCUUCCCUAUCCUCUUCAUUGGUUGGGGCAGUCAGAGUUCGAAGGUGCAAAUCCACCACAACACCUGGCUGCACUUCCCUGGCCAUAAUAUCCGCUGGAUUCUGACCUUCACCUUGCUUUUUGUGCACGUGUGCGAGAUCUCCGAGGGAAUCGUCUCCAACACGGAGAUGAAGUCAAAUCACUUGCACCUUUUUCUACCUGCAUUAAUGGGCUUCAUAGCAGCUACAACAUCAGUGGUGUAUUACCACAAUAUCGAAACCGCCAACUUCCCCAAAUUACUCCUCGCGCUGUUCAUCUAUUGGGUGCUGGCGUUCAUCACCAAAAUCAUCAAGCUGUGGAAGUUUGCAGAGGAAGGCGUGGGCAUACAGCAUCUCCGCUUCUGUAUCACGGCUCUGCUCGUGGUGCUGUACGGCCUGCUUAUGGCUGUGGAGAUCAACGUCAUACGGGUCAGGAGGUACGUGUUCUUCACUAACCCUCAGCGAGUGAAACCACCGGAGGACCUGCAGGAUCUGGGUGUGCGCUUCCUCCAGCCUUUCGUUAACCUGCUCUCUAAGGCCACGUACUGGUGGAUGAACCCACUGAUCAUGGGUGCUCACAAGAGGCCCAUCGAGCUGAAGAAGAUCGGCAAGCUGCCCAUCGCCAUGAGGGCUGUGACCAACUACCUGCAUCUGCGGGACGCUUAUGAAGAGCAAAGGGAGACUGCAGAGAAGCUAGACAAGAUGCCAUCCAUCUGGAGGUCCAUGUACCGUGCGUUCGGCCGGCCCAUCCUCCUCAGCAGCACCUUCCGCUACAUUGCCGACCUCCUUGGUUUUGCCGGACCACUCUGCAUUUCUGGAAUUGUAGAGAACCUGAACCCGGAGAAUAAGACUGAAGUCUUCAACAUGACCACGACAGAGGAUCUACCGUUUGGCGUCUACUUUAUGUCCUCUGUGGAGCUGUUCAAAAAGGCUUAUGUCCUGGCCGUGCUUCUCUUCCUGGCUCUGGUGCUCCAGCGUACCUUUUUACAAGCCUCCUACUACGUCACUAUAGAAACAGGCAUCAACCUACGAGGAGCACUGCUGGCAAUGAUCUACAACAAGAUCUUGCGUCUCUCCACCUCCAACAUGUCUAUGGGAGAGAUGACCCUGGGACAGAUCAAUAACCUGGUGGCAAUAGAGACCAACCAGCUGAUGUGGUUCCUGUUUCUAUGCCCUAACUUGUGGGCAAUGCCUGUGCAGAUCAUUAUGGGCGUGAUUCUGCUGUAUUAUUUGUUGGGGUCCAGCGCUAUCAUUGGUGCACUGGUCAUUGUGCUACUGGCCCCCAUUCAGUACCUCAUCGCCACCAAGCUGGCCGACACACAGAAAAGCACACUGGACUACUCGACAGACCGUCUGAAAAAGACCACAGAGAUCCUGAAAGGCAUAAAGCUGCUGAAGCUCUAUGCCUGGGAGAACAUUUUCUGUGAUAGCGUGCUGGAAACCAGGAACAAGGAACUCACCAGCCUCAGGACGUUCGCAUUUUACACGUCCAUGUCCAUCUUUAUGAAUGCAGCCAUCCCCAUUGCUGCGGUGUUAGUGACCUUCGUUACUCACGCAUACAUCAGCGAACCUGAAAAUAGGCUGAGUCCAGCCAGGGCAUUCGCCUCUCUGGCUCUCUUCCACAUCCUGGUCACACCACUCUUCCUGCUUUCCACCGUAGUGCGCUUUGCAGUUAAGGCCCUGGUCAGUGUUCAAAAGCUUGGCGAGUUUCUGCAGAGCGAAGAGAUCGGUGAUGAUAGCUGGAGAAACGGAGACAUGGCGGUGGUUUAUGACAACUACAAGAAAUCCACUGGGGGUACAAAGGUGAUAAAUAGGAAGCAGCCGCUACAUUAUCAAAUGGAUAACUACGAUCAGCCCAUGCGCAGGCAGCUGCGCCCCAGGGAGACCGAGGAUGUCGCCGUGAAGGUGAGCAACGGAUACUUCACAUGGGGGAACAAUAUGUCAACCCUGUCUGACAUCAACAUCUGCAUUCCUUCAGGUCAGAUGACCAUGAUUGUGGGCCAGGUGGGUUGUGGGAAAUCCUCGCUGCUGUUAGCCAUGCUGGGCGAGAUGCAGACUCAGAGUGGGAAAGUCUAUUGGAGCAAGCUUCCUGAUUGUGAGGUGUUCCAUGAUGGCUGCAUAAGCGAGUAUGACACAGAUUUAUCCUACGAAGAACGGAGUAAGAACAGGUACUCUGUGGCAUACGCAGCUCAGAAGUCUUGGCUGCUAAACGCUACUGUAGAGGAGAACAUCACAUUUGGUAGUCCUUUCAACAAGCAGAGAUACAAGACUGUGAUCGAUGCUUGCUCACUGCAGCCAGAUAUUGAUCUCCUUCCCUUCGGGGACCAGACUGAAAUUGGAGAAAGGGGAAUAAAUCUCAGUGGAGGUCAGAGACAGAGGAUCUGUGUGGCCAGAGCUCUGUAUCAGGACACCAACAUUGUUUUUCUGGAUGACCCAUUUUCUGCUCUGGACAUCCAUCUAAGUGACCAUCUGAUGCAGGAGGGCAUUCUCAAGUUCUUGCAGGACGAUAAGCGCACUAUGGUCCUAGUUACACACAAACUGCAGUACCUCAUUCAUGCAGACUGGAUCAUAGCAAUGAAGGAUGGCUCUGUGUUGAGAGAGGGGACACUGAAGGACAUCCAGACACAUGAUGUGGAGCUCUACGAGCACUGGAAGACUCUCAUGAACAGGCAGGACCAGGAGCUGGAGAAGGACACCGAUUUUGAGAGUCAGACUACUCUCGAGAGGAAAACACUCAGAAGAGCCUUCUAUUCAAGAGAAGCCAAGAAUCAAAUUGAUGAUGAAGAUGAAGAAGAGCAAGAGGAGGAAGAUGAGGACGACAACAUGUCUACUACCACCAGCCGGCGUUUAAAAAUCCCAUGGAGGGUUUGCUGGUGUUAUUUCUCCUCUGGUGGCUUUCUCUUGGUUUUCAUGAUGGUCGCCUCCAAGCUGGCCAAGCACUCGGUCAUGGUGGCCAUUGAUUACUGGCUGGCAGCAUGGACCUCCUCAAGCCCAAAUAAUAGCAGUGAUUUCAUCACCAACCUGGAUGCCAAUGCCACCAACUCCACUCAGGAGUACACGGCCAUGCAAAGUGCUCAGUAUCAAGAUUAUGUGCCAGUGUUCAUUAUUCUCUGUGGAGCAGGGAUAGUCCUCUGUCUUAUCACUUCUCUGACUGUUGAGUUUUUGGGUCUUGCUGCUGCCACUAAUCUGCACCAUAACUUACUCAACAAGAUCAUCCAUGCACCUCUUCGAUUCUUUGACGUUACCCCACUUGGUCAAAUUCUCAACCGUUUCUCUGCAGAUACCAACAUUAUCGAUCAGCACAUUCCUCCAACACUGGAGUCUCUCACUCGAUCCACUCUUCUCUGUCUCUCGGCCAUUGGCGUCAUCGCUUUCGUUACACCGGCUUUCCUUAUCGCCCUGGUGCCCCUCGCGGUGGCCUUCUACUUCAUCCAGAAGUAUUUCCGGGUUGCAUCAAAAGAUCUGCAGGACCUAGAUGACUCCACUCAGCUUCCUUUGCUCUGCCAUUUUUCUGAGACUGCAGAAGGCCUCACCACCAUUCGAGCGUUCAGGCACGAGGCACGCUUCAGGCAGAGAAUGCUGGAGCUGACUGACACCAACAACAUAGCAUACCUCUUCCUCUCUGCUGCCAACCGGUGGCUAGAAGUCAGAACAGAUUAUUUGGGUGCUGUUAUUGUCCUAACAGCUGCAGUAGCUGCCAUCUGGAUGUCUUCUUAUGGAGUCCAGCCUGGUCUGGUUGGACUGGGUCUAACAUAUGCUCUAACAGUGACUAAUUAUCUGAACUGGGUAGUGAGGAACCUGGCAGAUCUGGAGGUUCAGAUGGCAGCAGUGAAGAAGGUUAAUAGCUUCCUGAGCACAGAGUCCGAGAACUACGAGGGUUCCAUAGAUGUCUCGCAGGUUCCAGAGGACUGGCCUCAGCAUGGUGAAAUUAAAAUCCAGGACUUGUGUGUGAGAUAUGACCCCAUGCUGAAACCUGCUCUUAAACAUGUCAAUGCUUUCAUCAACCCUGGCGAGAAGGUGGGCAUUUGUGGGAGGACAGGCAGUGGAAAGUCCUCGCUGUCUCUGGCCUUUUUCAACAUGGUGGACGUUUUUGAAGGAAAGAUCAUUAUUGAUGGCAUUGAUAUCUGCAAGCUGCCUCUGCAGACUCUGAGAUCCCGGUUGUCUAUCAUUCUUCAGGAUCCAGUGCUGUUCAGUGGCUCCAUCCGUUUUAACCUGGACCCAGAAUGCACCUGUACUGAUGACAGGCUUUGGGAGGCUCUAGAAAUUGCCCAGCUCAAGAAUAUGGUCAAAGCACUCCCAGGAGGACUUGAUGCGGUGGUAACCGAAGGAGGAGAGAACUUCAGCGUGGGCCAGCGGCAGCUCUUCUGCCUCGCCAGAGCCUUUGUUCGUAAGAGCAGCAUCCUGAUCAUGGAUGAGGCCACGGCAUCCAUCGACAUGGCAACGGAGAACAUUUUACAGAAGGUCGUGAUGACGGCGUUUGCUGACCGCACCGUCGUCACCAUAGCACACCGGGUUCACACGAUCCUGACGGCCGAUGUUGUGAUCGUGAUGAAGAGAGGGAACAUACUCGAGUAUGGGAAACCAGAGGCGCUGAUGGAGCAGGAGGACGGCAUGUUCGCCUCCUUCGUCAAAGCAGACAUGUAGACGCACUAUCCAUCAGUACACACCUCCACACACACACACACACACACACACACUCACACACUGCUGACGUAGAAGGAAGGAAGGAAGGAAGGAGUUAUUUCUCAUUUUAUAAACAGGCAGAUUUUCCAGUCCGCCUGUGCCUUUGACCUUUUAGCAAUUUUACAUUAUAUAACUGCAGUAUUGUUUCAUGCUUCUUCCUUUUUUUUUUUUCUUUUUUUUUUUUACAUUAAGUUGAUGAUAUACUAUAUGUGUGUGUUAAUGUGAGAAAUAGCAGCUAUAUAUAUAUACUGUUUUAACUGGUACUAACACUGUACGCAGUUGUCAGCACACUUGAGAGCUGACGCAUCCUGUCUGUCUAAUGUGCAUUGCUGAAUUUUACUCUGGAUAAUAAAGGGAGACUUUUCGCCCCACAGAGGCAGAAAUUACUAUGCAAAACUAAUUUUUUUGUGUGUGUGUAUCAAGACAUUAUAUCCUAUAUCAUUUUCCUGUAACAAGCAGGACCUGCAUUAUGGCCUGUUGUAAUGAAUUAAGAAUGUGAAUAAGAUCUUGUGCUUCCUGGGGACAGCCAGACCACAGAAAAUAUUUUAUUUACAAUAUAGAGCUGUAUGUUAGUGAGAGUUUUUUUUUUUUCCUUUCUAUUACUACACCUGUAGUUGUAUAUUUGUAUUUGUGUUCACUUCUCUUCGCUUUUUAUUCUCUCUUGCGUCUAUGUUCCAAAACGUACAGCGAGUGAUUUUUAGCUGAGAUCUUUCUUUCUGUAGGAUAGCGAGUGUAUACAGGGUGGCUGGACUUUAUGAUAUUAUAAGCCUGAAGGUGGCCUGAGCGCUGAGUGAUUUUAGAUAUGUACAUUUUGGAUAGAAAUUCUUUUUAAACACAUAUUUCCCCCCCCCGAGAUCAGAUAAGGAUCCGACGUUCUCGGAGUGGUACGGCUAUGACUUUUAGUUUUUAUUAUUAUUAUUAUUAUUAUUAUUUUAGUCACGUCAUAUACACUGCUACUCACUGCAUCUUUUCUGACUGCGACUCAUCAUAUGCAAAGUGCACUUGGGGGAGAUGCUCUCUUCCCUCUUCCGUAUACGCAAGCUCCUCUCCCGAGAGUAAUGCCAAUCCCGAUCCCAGCCACGGACUCUUCGGAGUUACGAAAAAAAAACAAAAAACAGGCCAUUGGUGUAACUCUGGAAGGUAGCUCAGAGCAGGACUCCACUUAACACCUAGUCACAAUGCCAUCCUAACAUCUUUAGCCCAGCUGCGUCACACCGAUUCACACCUCCGUACUCCAACAACCGUCCUGUGACCUUAACCCCAUAAACCUUGUGCAGAUUUUUUUAUACAGUUUGCACAAUAUUCAGUAAGUACUAUAGCUUACUGGGGCACUAUUGGGAAACUAAUAGGAAAUGUGUGUAGGACUAUGUCUGGACUCUUUGACCGUUCGUCCAGGGUUUUAACAGGUUUUAUGACAUCAUAAGCGUGAAUAACCACAGAGGUUUAAAUGUCAGACGUUUUCCCACCACUCGGUAGAACUGAUGAGCAGUGAACUUCUUCAUGAUUAGAACAAGUCCAGCUGUUCUGCUUUAUUCCCACUAGACCUAAACUUCACAUUCAACUCUUUCCUAGUCUUUUUUUUUUCUUAUUUGUUUGUUGUUGUUUUUAUUUUAUUUUAUUUUAUCAUCAUUGCUGACAAAACUGAUCUAGCCAAGGGGUCUAUGUAACAUGAUCCGUUUGACUACCACGGUUUCUCCCUGAAUUCUAACAGGGACUGCUAUGAUGAUAAUGAGUCUUUAUUAAAAACGUAUAAAUUAGAGCACAGUGAAAUUCUUUUCUUCGUAUACCCCAGCAUGUCAGGAAGCUGGGGUCAAAGCCAUGAUGCAGCACCCCUGAAGCAGAGAGGGUUAAGGGCCUUGCUCAUGGGCCCAACAGUGGCAGCUCGGCAGUGCUGGGGCUUGAACCCUCAACCUUUUGAUCAAUAACCCAAAGCCACCACUGCCCCUAGCUAUGUUGCUAUGUUUGAUCAAAUGAAAUUUUAUAGCACUUCUCUGGAUCCUUUUACAGCCAACAGAGUUUUUAUAGGGCAGUGUUUCUUCUUCAUAAAGCAAAAUCACCCCCCGCUUUAAUAUUUAUCAUACAGUGGUACUGUAUGCCAGAGUCUGCAAAGACACUGAACUCUCAAAGCGUCCAAUCAAUACUGCUUUCACCAAGGAUGUUAGCCUUACUCAUGAGUGUUUCUACGUAUUUUCAUAUGAUGCAUCACGUUGUGCAGAAUCGCAGCGUUAAAUACAAUAUUUCUUACAAGCAUUUUGUGCUGAAUUGUCUUAAAAUGUACAUAUGUAAUUACUGUUAGCAGCAUAAACAUUUAACCUUAUACUGUGUGCCUGUGGUUUUUUGUUGCUGUUUUUUUACAAUUGAAUAAAAGCUGCAGUGAA
Molecule: messenger RNA, 7609 nt
Organism: Ictalurus punctatus (channel catfish)
Lineage: Eukaryota; Metazoa; Chordata; Actinopteri; Siluriformes; Ictaluridae
Gene: abcc9
Product: ATP-binding cassette, sub-family C (CFTR/MRP), member 9
Exons: 41
Coding region: 408-5192 (1594 amino acids)
Biological process (GO): potassium ion transport; transmembrane transport
Cellular component (GO): membrane
Molecular function (GO): ABC-type transporter activity; ATP binding; ATP hydrolysis activity
Source: RefSeq, a predicted model, not a curated record